CUUUCCCAUUCUAAUUUCUAAUUUAAUGUAUUAUUCUCUUUUUCUUCCUUCUUACUCUGAAGUUGAUCAACUUCAAAAUCUGUGUGUGCCAUUUUUCUUGCGCCAACACAGAAACAAAGAAUCAAGCUCGAAACUUUUUCCUCUUUGAUUCAAUGGGUAGAAGCGAAUCGAAGAUUUGAUCUGUGUUAAGUUGGGUAAGAAUUGCUCAGAGAAUAAAGGAAGGGAAAAAUAAAAAAUAAAAACCAAAAUGGGAACUUCAGAAGCAAAAGAAGAAGAGCUUGUGAAGAAGAUAGAGAAGCUUGAAGCUGGCCAUGUUCAGCUGAAGCAUGAGAUGUCGAAGCUGAAGCUAUCUGAACGCCGCCAUCAUCACCGCCACAGGUCGCACUCCUUGUCGCCGCAGCGUUCGAGGCUUGGCGGUUGUGGCGGUGGCGGGGGUGCUGCUGCUGGUUGUAACAACAAAGGGUCUUCUUCUUCACCCUUGAAGAGGGAGAGUCGCAGCAGCAAUAAUCAUAAUCAUAAUCACAAUCAGCACCAGAAUCAGAAUGAAGAUGGUGAUGGUGAUUGUGAUGGUGAUGGUGAUGUUGUUGGUGUGAAUGUUGGCCUUAGUGAGAAGCAGUAUAUGAACAUUUUGCAGUCAAUGGGGCACUCGCUUCAUAUUCUGGAUCUUCAAUGCCGGAUUAUAUAUUGGAAUCCUAGUGCCGAAAAUCUGUAUGGUUAUGCAGCAGUAGAGGCUCUUGGAAAAGAUGGGAUUGAGCUGCUCGUAGACCCUAUUGAUUUCGGCUUAGCAUAUGAUGUUUUCAACCAUGUCACUGUGGGGGAGAGUUGGAGCGGCCAGUUCCCUGCCAAGAACAAGAUGGGGGAGAAAUUUUCAGUUGUGGCAACCAACACACCAUUCUAUGAUGACGAUAGGAAGUUGAUUGGGGUUAUCUGUGUGUCCAUUGAUUCUAGACCCUUUCUUGAAACUCGAGCUACUUUAUCAGAUGUGAAGAAUGCUGCACCAGGUUCAGACUUGGAUUAUAACCACGCGAAGAGUGGCAUUUCAAAUAAACUUGGCCUUGACUCUCAGCAGCCACUUCAAGUUGCUCUAGCAUCCAAAAUUUCUAAUUUGGCAUCAAAGAUGAGUAAUAAAGUUAAGUCAAGAAUGCGGACAGGAGAAAAUGGUGUUGACCGUUAUGGUUGGAGCGGAGAAAGUCAUCAUUCUGAUCAGAGUUUUUCGGAUUAUGUUUUUUCUGACCAGAAAGAGGAUGGUAAUUCCAGUGGAGCUAGCACUCCCAGAGGUGAUGUACCACCUCCAUUCGGUGUAUUUUGUCAUGUUGAAGAGAAAUCACCAGCUAAAUCUUUGAGAGACUCUGGUGAUGAUGGCGAAGGAAAACCAAUUCACAAGAUCAUAACUUCUAAAGCUGAAGCAUGGAUUCAAAAGAGAACAUUGUCAUGGCCAUGGAGAGGAAAUGGUCAAGCUGGAUCCGAGGCAAGAAAUGUUCCUGUUGCUAGGCCACUGGUGCAGAAUGAUCAAGAACAUGAACUGGUUAAUCAGAUGAAUCUUUCUUCCGAGUCCAAGAUGGAAGUCCAGGCAGGUAAUCGGCCUGUUAAUAAUGAGGCUUCAGGAUCGUGGUCCUCAGUUAACGUUAACAGUACUAGCAGUACCAGCAGCUGCGGCAGUGGCAGCAGUGGUGCUGUCAAUAAUAAAGUGGAUAUUGAUACCGAUUGCUUGGAUUAUGAAAUCUUGUGGGAGGACCUCACAAUUGGAGAACAAAUUGGGCAAGGUUCUUGUGGAACUGUAUAUCAUGCCCUGUGGUAUGGAUCAGAUGUUGCGGUCAAAGUAUUCUCAAAGCAAGAAUAUUCAGAGGAUGUGAUACUAUCCUUCAGACAAGAGGUGUCUGUCUUGAAAAGACUUCGCCAUCCAAAUAUUAUUCUCUUCAUGGGGGCAGUGACUUCACCUCAACGUCUCUGCAUUGUGACAGAGUUUCUCCCACGUGGAAGCUUGUUUCGUUUGCUCCAAAGAAAUACAUCCAAACUUGACUGGAGACGGCGAGUUCAUAUGGCUUUAGAUAUCGCACGUGGUGUGAAUUAUCUUCAUCGUUGCAGCCCCCCUAUUGUUCAUCGAGAUUUGAAGUCUUCAAAUCUUCUAGUUGACAAGAAUUGGACUGUGAAGGUUGGUGAUUUUGGUCUUUCACGCCUUAAGCAUGAAACAUAUCUCACAACCAAAACAGGAAAGGGCACGCCUCAAUGGAUGGCACCAGAAGUUCUUCGAAAUGAACCCUCGGAUGAGAAGUCCGAUGUGUACAGCUUUGGGGUGAUAUUGUGGGAGCUUGCAACUGAAAAGAUCCCGUGGGAUACUCUCAAUGCAAUGCAGGUUAUUGGCGCUGUAGGGUUUAUGAACCAUCGGUUAGAAAUUCCGGCAGAUGUUGAUCCGCAGUGGGCUUCUAUAAUGGAGAGCUGCUGGCAUAGCGAUCCGGCUCAGCGACCAACAUUCCAGGAACUUGUGGAAAGGCUCAGGGAAAUGCAGAGACGACAUGCCAUUCAGCUCCAGGCGGCUCGUUCUGCCAGCGGUGGAAGCAAUCAGAAGGAAUCUUAAGACACAGCCCCCUUUGAGAUGGUUUCUUUUUUGUCACUCGUGGCUAAUGCGUAAGGAUUUUUUUGCACAUUGAUGAUGAGUUGAUGAGGUGUACAAGUAGCUUGUCUCACGGUUUGGCAGUGUUGCAGGUUGGCAUUCUUGUUCAUCAAUGUUUACCGAGGAGUCGUAUUAAAUGAUAAAAGAGAAGUAGGAAAAGGGUUAGAAACUAGUUUAUGGUCCUUUUGUGUUUCUAUGAUGGCACCAUCUUCAAUUGAUUAGUGAUGCACUGAUGCUUAUGUUUGGAGUCUUCUUGUGUAUAGAGGUUUCUCAUUAUCAUCAUUGUAAUCUUAUAUGGACAAAGUUUGUGACAUCUUUUCUUUAGCUGUAAAGAAACUUAGAGAAAACUGAAAAGAAAAGUGCUUUGGUAUUACUCAUAGUUACAUGAAUCCACCAAUUAAGUAGCAUUUCAUAUACCAAAUUACCAAUUCAUCUGCAUACCAAUACGUUAUAUGUAUAUUUUUUACAUAAAAUAUUUUAUAUAUGGGGUAUCGCGUAUCGCACACCCGUUCUCAUAGCGAAAUCUAUUGCCGAAAUCUAUUGUUUUUAAUGUAACUAUGGUAUUACUAUAGAGAUAGGG
Molecule: messenger RNA, 3191 nt
Organism: Arachis stenosperma
Lineage: Eukaryota; Viridiplantae; Streptophyta; Magnoliopsida; Fabales; Fabaceae
Product: serine/threonine-protein kinase EDR1-like
Exons: 13
Coding region: 248-2575 (775 amino acids)
Biological process (GO): protein phosphorylation
Molecular function (GO): protein kinase activity; ATP binding
Source: RefSeq, a predicted model, not a curated record